Molecule: messenger RNA, 988 nt
Organism: Cataglyphis hispanica
Lineage: Eukaryota; Metazoa; Arthropoda; Insecta; Hymenoptera; Formicidae
Gene: zuc
Exons: 4
Coding region: 212-898 (228 amino acids)
Biological process (GO): piRNA processing
Cellular component (GO): mitochondrion
Molecular function (GO): RNA endonuclease activity producing 5'-phosphomonoesters, hydrolytic mechanism
Source: RefSeq, a predicted model, not a curated record
UUUUUUAUAUACGUUAGACAUAUUGUUCAUUCUUGUUUUUCGUUCAAUAUUGCAUUUCAAUUAUAUGUCCUCGAAUCUUAUCUGUAAUUAUUAUCUCUAAUACUGAUAUAAAAACAGCUAUCUGAAAUUCAAUAUACAAGCAAAUAUCUCAUUAUAUUAAAACGAGAUAUUCUGAUUUUUAAAGUUGUUCUACAUAAUACAAAUUCUAAUAAUGAAAACAAAAAUUAUUAUGAUAACUUCUGGUAUUAUUAUAUCAGAAGUAAUUUGGCGUUUAUAUAAAUUAUAUAAACAUUCUCAAAGGAAAGCUGUCAAGAUUUCUAAUGGAUGUGUAAAACAUCCAUGCAAAGAUACAAGGAACAGAGCUAAAAUCUCUGAAGUCAUGUUUUUUUCGAACGAAUCUGCUCUAUGUCGACCACAUUUGGAACGCCGACAAUUAUGUGAAAAAGCAAAUUGUGCAGUAGGACACUUCAAGAGGAUUAUAGAUUAUUUGGAUUCUGCAACUGAUACUCUGGACAUAUGUAUGUAUUUUUUUACCUGUUUACCCUUAGUAAAGGCAAUUAUACAUGCUCACAAAAAAGGUGUCGUUGUAAGGAUAGUAUUGGAUGAAUCUAUGACACAAAACGAUGGAAGCCAAACUAUGUGCUUUUACAAAGAAGGCAUUAAGCCAAAAUUUAAACAACUAGAUGUCUUAAUGCACCAUAAAUUUGUUAUAAUUGAUAAUAAUAUUUUAAUAACUGGCAGUACAAAUUGGACCAUGGCAGCAUUUUUUGGAAAUUUUGAGAAUUUGAUGGUGACCAAUGAAUCAGGAUUAGUUAAACCAUUUAUAAACGAAUUUGAAAAUAUAUGGACAAUGUUUAAUGCUAAGGAAGCUGAGUCUAAAAAAUAUACGUUAACAUAAUAGUUUAUUUAUUUUAAAAUGUUUAUGUUAAUUUUUUAAACAGAAAGUAUAUUUUUUUUAUUAUGUCAUGUACUAGUUUAUUAUAUGUAU